Messenger RNA from Helianthus annuus (common sunflower), 1452 nucleotides. RefSeq names its product zinc finger MYM-type protein 1-like. The transcript has 4 exons. The coding region runs from base 1 to 1452 and encodes 483 amino acids. The record is from RefSeq and is a predicted model, not a curated record. Lineage: Eukaryota; Viridiplantae; Streptophyta; Magnoliopsida; Asterales; Asteraceae.
AUGAGAACAUGGAUGGAAUUAGAGAUAAGAUUGGCGAAAAAUGAAACAAUCGAUAAACAAGCUCAAGAUCAAAUUAAUAAAGAAAAAGAACAUUGGAGAAAUGAAGAAAGCAAUGGUUUAUUUUUAGCUGGUAUUGAGAUGAUUGCAGAAUUUGAUCCGGUAAUGCAAGAACAUGUUAGACGCAUACAAAAUAAAGAAAUUCUUAAUCGUUACCUUGGACCCAGAAUGCAAAAUGAGCUAAUAGAUUUAUUAUCAAAUGAAGUCAAAACAAAAAUUAUUAAAAAAGUUAAAGAAGCUAAAUAUUUUUCAAUUAUUCUUGAUUGCACUACUGAUACAAGCCACAAGGAACAAAUGUCCAUUAUCUUACGAUGUUUAGAUAUUUCACCAACUUCAAUAGAAGUUAAAGAAUACUUUCUAGAAUUUUUAAUAGUGAAUGAUACAACCGGUAAAGGUCUUUUUGAUUCUAUUAUUGAAGAACUUAAUAGAAUAGGACUUAAUGUAGAUGACAUUAGAGGACAAUGUUAUGAUAAUGGAUCAAAUAUGAAAGGAAAACGUAAGGGAGUACAAAAACACUUGUUAGAAGUUAACCCUAGAGCCUUUUAUGCUCCAUGUGGUUGUCAUGGUUUAAAUUUAGUUAUUUCUGAUAUGGCUAGCGCUUGUGACAAAGUUCAAGAUCUUUUUGGAACUAUACAACGUAUUUAUUCUAUGUUUGCAUCAUCCACUAAAAGGUGGAAAAUUUUACAAGAUAAUAUACCGUAUUUAACUCUUAAAUCAUUGUCACAAACACAUUGGGAAAGUCGAUUAGAAAAUGUUAAAGCAAUUAGGUUUCAAGCUAUAGAACUAAGAGACGCAUUAAUGGAUUUGUAUCGUGAUAGUACCAUGGCUAAUGUUAAAAGUGAGGCUAAAUCUUUAGUUGAAAAUGAGUUGGAAAAAUUUGAAUUUUUAUUAGCGAUGGUUAUUUGGUAUGAGGUUCUACAUGCUAUUAAUAUAGUUAGUAAAAACUUAAAAUCAAAAGACAUGUGUAUUGAUAUUGCUAUUAAACAACUAGAUGGACUUAUUAUUUAUUUUAAAAAGUUUAGGGAUGAAGGAUUUGAAAAGGCUAUGACUGCGGCUAAAGAACUAGCUUUAAAGAUGGGCAUUGAACCUAGGUUUCGUGAAAAACGUAUUAUUCAUAGAAAUAGAAGAUUUGAUGAAAAUGUUGAUAAUGAGACUUUGAAAACUCCUAUAGAUCGUUUUAGAACGGAUUACUUUUUAUACAUAGUAGAUCAAGCUAGUGUUUCACUCGAAAAUAGAAUUGAGAAGCUCAAGGAGAAGCAAGCAGCAAAGAAUCAGAAAGAAGUAAAAUGCGAGAGUGUAGAUCAGGAAGAGAAGAAUGAAAAGAAUCAGGAAGAAGUUAAAGUUGCUGAGAAGAUAGUUGAAUGUGAAGAAAAAGAUGAGAAGCUAGCUGAGUAA